Medioppia subpectinata is the source of this 656-nucleotide messenger RNA. The record is from the annotation of a GenBank genome assembly. NCBI's taxonomy places the organism in Eukaryota, Metazoa, Arthropoda, Arachnida, Sarcoptiformes, Oppiidae.
AUUUAGUCUCGUGUUCUCGCGAUAAAACUGUUAAGAUGUGGGAAGUGAUGACCGGUUACUGUAUUAAGACUUUUUCCGGACACAGAGAUUGGGUGAAAAUGGUUCGCGUCCACAAAGACGGCGCUCUUAUGGCCACCUGUUCUAAAGAUCAUACGAUAAUUGUUUGGACGCUCAGUAAUAAUGAACACAUUGUGUCUAACGGAGACAUUAAAGCGACGCUUAAAGAUCACGACCAUUGCGUUGAGUGCAUCGCGUGGGCGCCCGACUCGGCCUCCAAUUCCUUAAACGAAGCGAUAGAAGAUGUAAUGUCCAUUUGUCCGGUCGUUCAGCGCAAUAAUCAACGAAAUAAUAAACUUUUUGGUCCAUUUCUGGCCAGCGGUUCGCGCGAUAAAACAAUUAAAGUAUGGGACGUGAGUGUCGGCGUUUGUCUGUUUACGCUUAUAGGGCACGACAAUUGGGUUCGGGCGUUGUGUUGGCAUCCGGGGGGCAAGUUUAUAGUCAGCUGUUCCGACGACCGAACCAUUAGGGUUUGGGAUAUAUUGAAUAAAAGACUGAACAAAACAUUAGAGAGCGCUCACUCCCACUUCUGUACCUCAUUAGACUUUCAUCCGACCUCUCCUUAUGUAGUGAGCGGUUCUGUUGACCAUACGAUCAAA